AUGUCCACUUCUCCCACAACGGCCUCCGAGGAGAGGCCACAGCGGGGCCGGUUACGCCUUGGCCGUCUCUUCAGAGGCAACUCCGAUUCCGAACUGGAAAAGUCGGGGCUAUCAAAAUGGUCUAUGGGCAUGUUGAACGACAGAGAGACCGUGGAGGUGCCGGGCUCCGUCUUGUUGCUUGCUAGUGAUCGCAACGAGCCGCUCGGACUGCGCAAUGUCCAUGCUCGUACCUCUCACUCCUCUAUCCCGGCCGGGUUUGCCGUCGAGACUCCCAUGACCCCUGGCGGCACUCGGCCGCUGCCGCAUUCGCCGUCUGCUGGCCUUGAGAAGCCAGUGGUUGAGCCCCCGAGCAAGAAGAAGACAGACGAUGGUAAGAUCAUACUGGAUCCGCAGCCAGAAGAUUCGGCCAACGAUCCUCUGAAUUGGCCCACCUGGCGGCGCGAUUGUGCUCUUCUAUUCCUGGGCUACUACUGCAUGAUUGGAGGCGGUAUGACGCCCGUCAUCGCUGCAGGGUUUACUAAUGUUGCCCACGACUUCAACGUCUCGGUCGAGCGAGUUCCGCUGACCACAGGACUAUACAUGAUGGGCUUGGGCGUGGGUUCUGUCAUUGCGUCUCCCACAGCCAUUCUCUUUGGAAAGCGGCCAGUGUACCUGACUGGCAUGAUUUUGCUCAUUAGCACCAGCAUCUGGGCCGGAUACGCUUCUAGCUUUUCUUCUCUAAUAGCCGCCAGAGUCAUUCAGGGCAUCGCUGUUUCGCCGGUAGAGUGUCUGCCAUCCGCCACCAUUGCCGAAAUCUUUUUCCUGCAUGAGCGCGCAUAUCGCAUUGGAAUAUAUACGCUUUUACUCCUGGGAGGCAAGAAUCUGGUCCCUUUAGUCAGUGCCGCCAUCAUUGGCCGCUUUGGCUGGCGCUGGGUUUUCUUUAUUGUUGCAAUGUUGGUGGGGCUAGGAUUUGUACUGGUGUUUCUCUUCGUCCCGGAGAGCUUCUGGGAUAGAACGCCAACUCGGCAAAUGCAUGUAUCAAAGCGGCCGAGCUUCCUUCGACGACUAUCUUCCCGCCCAGGCCAUAGAUCCGCAAAAGUAACCAGCCCUCGCGGUAAAUCGCCGGAACCCUCGCAAUCUCCAGGAGUCAUUGAUCGCCGCAGAAGCAUUCGCGUACACGUCGGGUUUUCACCAGAUGUAGAGCGGCAAGACCCGUUGGAUGAUGCUCAGCAGUCAUCCCCACGACCCGAGAGUCCUCAGGUUGGAUUUGCCGGCCCGUCUUCUGAUCACAAGGAAGAGGGUGGCGACCUGGGAAAGCCUCUUCGCCAGGCUCCACCAAUAACCUCUCCACGACCGAGCCUCGCUCCUGACCGUGGCCGAAGUAUGACUGCGGCGUCUCCUGCUCGUAGCACAGCCGAGAGCAUGGUCAUUACUGAGUAUUACUCAACAGCACCCAAUCUCGAUCGCGAUCGCUUCCCUUCCUGGAAACUCAAGGCCCCCCCUAAAAUCAAGGCUUACACGCACAACCUACGACACAAGCCUGCUCAAACCUUUAUCCAGCAGCUCAAGCCCUAUCAUGGCCGGCUCAACAACGACAAUUGGUUCAAGGUCAUGGUCAGACCAUUCAUCCUAUUUGCCUAUCCCGCAGUGCUUUGGUCUGCAGCCAUCUACGCGUGCUCUAUCGGCUGGCUAAUUGUGAUUUCUGAAAACUUGGCCGUCAUCUACCGGAAUCCAAGCGGAUAUAACUUUACGGCUCUUCAAGCCGGCCUCGUCUACGUAUCACCUUUUGUUGGCGGCAUCCUUGGUACCGGCGUGGCGGGCAAAAUCAGUGACAUCGUUGUGAGGGCCAUGGCGCGCCGCAACGGGGGCAUGUACGAGCCGGAAUUUCGCCUCGUCAUGGCUGCGCCCAUCUUGCUGACGACCUGUAUUGGCCUCAUAGGCUUCGGAUGGUCGGCACAAGCAAAGGAUAGUUGGAUCGUCCCAACAAUUUUCUUCGGCAUCACGUCCUUUGGUUGCUCCCUCGGCUCCACUACAUCCAUUACUUUUUGCGUCGAUAGCUACCGCCAAUACGCCGGUGAGGCGCUUGUCACCCUCAACUUUUCGAAAAACAUCUUCCACGGCUUGGUUUUCAGCUUGUUUAUUUCGCAGUGGCUUGCAGACGAUGGUUCGAGAAACGUCUACAUCUGGCUAGGUAUCAUCCAGCUCAUCUUUUGCCUGAUGGCGAUUCCCAUGUACAUCUUUGGUAAGAGGGCUCGCAUGUGGACCGCGAGGAUGAACCUUAUGGAAAGAUUCUAG
Messenger RNA from Trichoderma gamsii, 2274 nucleotides. RefSeq lists its product as hypothetical. Bases 1 to 2274 code for a protein of 757 amino acids. Gene Ontology annotation, biological process: transmembrane transport. NCBI's taxonomy places the organism in Eukaryota, Fungi, Ascomycota, Sordariomycetes, Hypocreales, Hypocreaceae. The transcript has 3 exons. Gene Ontology annotation, molecular function: transmembrane transporter activity. The record is from RefSeq and is a predicted model, not a curated record.